CUGGGACAAUAGUGAGUGGUGCACACUUCCUUCGCCCAGCCACAGACCAACAAAAAAGUCCCAUUUAAGAGUUGCUGGUGUAACAAUAGUAAGAAUAUAUUCCACUCCUCUCUUCUACACGCGGCUUAUGAGAUGAACGCUCGUCAAGAAGAACGUCCCCUUCAACAGCAGGAGGAUCCACAGCCCCCCCACAUUAAAGAAGAAAAGGAGGAUCUCUGGGUUACUCAGGAGGAAGCGUUUGUUCCAGGGCAGGAGGAGGCGGAUCUCACAAAGUUUCCACUGACUGUUGUCUCUGUGAAGACUGAAGAGCAUGAAGACAAACCACCUGAGUCCUCACAGCUUCAUCACAGUCCAAACGUCGGUGAAGAACACCUUCGGCCUGAAAAACAGGAGUGUAGCUUCAGGAUGGUGAAGGAGGAUCCUUCUAAGAGGACGACCAGGUGCCACAGACCCUCUAGCGUCUCUUUUUCCUCUUUGACACAGACCCUUCCCUGUAAAAAAGAAGAGAAAGACUCACUGACCCUCCACAUUAAAGAGGAAGCGAUGGAACACAACAUCAGUCAGGAGGGAGAUGAUCUUGAACGACUGGUGAAGUUCCCAGUGAUUGGUGUCCUCGUGAAGAGUGAAGAUGAAGAAGUCAAAGGUGAAAGUGAGGAGAGGGGAGGGGGGGAGCCUCCAAGUAGCAGCUCAACACAACACAUGACAACAGAAGCUGAUGGAGACCACUGUGGAGGAUCACAAGCAGACAAGCUCUUAGCUCCACUAUCAGAUAGUGAGGACACAACGUCACACUCUCCUGACACUGAUGAUGAAGACUCUAAAGAUGAUAAGACAUGUCACACUGACAACACUCACUUCACAUGUUCUCACUGUGACAAAUCCUUUCGUUCCCGUUCUUAUCUGAAAAUACACAUUAGAACACACACUGGAGAAAAACCGUUUUCCUGCUCAGAAUGUGGUAAAUGUUUUACUAACAGUCAGAGUUUGAAAGUGCACAUGAGGACACACACUGGAGAAAAAACGUUUUCCUGCUCAGAAUGUGGUAAAUGUUUUACAAUAAGUAAGAGUUUAAAAGUACACAUGAGGAUUCACACCGGAGAAAAACCUUUUUCAUGUUCAUUCUGUGGUAAAGGUUUUACACAAAAAAAUGUGUUGAACGAACACAUUUCAAUACACACUGGAGAAAAGCCUUUUACCUGUUCAAUAUGUGGUAAAAGUUUUACACACAGUCAAACUUUGAAAAAACACACAAGGAUACACACUGGUGAAAAACCUUUUAUCUGUUCAAUCUGUGGCUCUUCUUUUCCUAGGAAGGAAUCUUUGAAAGUGCACAUGAGAACACACACUGGUGAAAAACCUUGUUCCUGUUCAGUCUGUGGUAAAGGUUUUGCAGAAAUUCAACAUUUGAAAAGACACAGGAAAACGCACACUGGUGAAAAAACACAUUCCUGUUCAAUCUGCAACAGAAGCUUUUGUGACCUAUCAACCCUUAGAGCACACAUGACAACACACCCAGGAGAGAAAGUGUUGAGUUGCAGUGUGUGUGGUGAAAGAUUCUCUUAUAAGAAGCAGUGUAAGAAACACAAGUGUGCUGGUGAGAUCAGCAGCAGCAAAUGAAACUGCAGGAUUUGAAAUAACCCUAAUCCCUAACCUCAAGGCAUGAUUUCCACUCUUUAUUGUUUGACUUUACAUACUUCCAAAUAUCCCUGCCAAGGAGGGGCAGCAAGGUAGACAUAAACAUAUGAGUAGAGUGACCAUCUUCAGAGAAUGUGCCGAAUAUCCUUAGACACCUCGGUCUUCUCUCCAGCACCAUUAGAACAAAAUAACAUUGGACUACUUUGCCCUUUAAAAAGGAAGAUCAGAGCAAUUUAUCCCAAUACCUGGAUUAUUUGGCUUUCUUGCGGUAGUUAACUCCUGCACCAGAACCCACCAAAAACAACUGUAAAGAACCUUGGCAGGUGGAAUGGUGCAAGCCUGAAGGACAAAGACCAGGUGCAACAACUGCAUAAGCAUAUCAGCAGUGGCCUACAUACAGUCCAUCGAUAACACCCAACUGCCUGGAAAGUUAAAGGCCUACUGAAACCCACUACUACCCACCACGCAGUCUGAUAGUUUAUAUAUCAAUGAUGAAAUAUUAACAUUGCAACACAUGCCAAUACGGAUUUUUUAGUUUACUAAAUUGCAAUUUUAAAUUUCCCGGGAGUUUCGUCUUGAAAACGCCGUGUACACAAGACGUCAUGUGUUUUUAGGAAGUAUGAGCGCUGCACACACACAGCUAAAAGUCGUAUGCUUUAACCGCAUAAUUACACAGUAUUUUGGAGAUCUGUGUUGCUUAAUCAUUUGCAAUUUGUUCAAUUAAUAUUGGAAAAGUCACAGUAGAAAGAUUGAGUUGGGAAGCUUUAGCCUUUAGCCACACAAACACACGGUGAUUCCUUGUUUAAAAUUCCUGGAGGUGAAACUUUACUAUGGAUCAGAGUGCAGUCAAGCGUACAUGAAUCACGACGGAAUGUCAACCAGCAGGUUUCGGUGAGAAAUUUGUGGUUAAAAAGUCAAUUCUUACCGGAGAAAAGUUGAGCUUGUGCCGUCCAUAGCUGCCGUUGUCCCCCUGAGACAUUGGCGUCAACACACCCGUGGACGUACACUUCCGACUAUCGGGUACUGUAGAACUCAUUAAAACACAAGCAACCCAAUAGAAAGAUAAGGGAUUUCCCAGAAUUAUCCUGGUAAAUGUGUUUAAAAACAUCAGAAUCCAUCCCAAUGCAAUCCCUGUUUUUUUUUGUUUUUUUUUUUAGUCCGUCGCUAUCAAACACGAAUCUUUCAUCCCCGCUCAAAUUAAUGGGGAAAUUGUUGUUUUCACGGUCCGAAUAGCUCUUUUUGUUGGAGGCUCCCUUUAAAAUCAAUGUGAAUAUGUGAGGAGCCCCCACACUCGUGAUGUCAUCGUCUCCGACUUCCGGUAGAGUCAGGGCUUUUCUCUUAACACCGAAAGUUGCAAACUUUAUCGUGGAUGUUCUCUACUAAAUCCUUUCAGCAAAAAUAUGGAAAUAUCGCAAAAUGAUCAAGUAUGACACAUAGAAUGGACCUGCUAUCCCCGUUUAAAUAAGAAAAUCUUAUUUCAGUAGGCCUUAAAGGCCUAGUGCCUGCAGUUCGAACCCCUCCCGAGGAUACUGUGGCCCCUCGCAGGUUAUGAGGUCCCAAUCUCAACCGUGGAGAAAUUGGAAAGAGGAGUCACAAGUAACAUCAAAAAAUGUCUCAGAGUUCCACGAUGCCUUAUAGGGCUGCGAAUCCUUGGGUGUCCCAUGAUUCGAUUCAAUAUCGAUUCUUGGGGUCACGAUUCGAUAAUAUAUCGAUUUUUUUCAAAACGAUUCUAUAUUCAUUCAAUACAUAGGAUUUCAGCAGGAUUUACCCCAGUCUGCUGACAUGCAAGCAGAGUAGUAGAUUUAUUUUAAAAAGCUUUUAUAAUCGUAAAGGACAAUCUUUUAUCAACUGAUUGCAAUAAUGUAAAUUUGUUUUAACUAUUAAACGAAUCAAAAAUAUGACUUAUUUUAUCUUUGUGAAAACAUGUGUUGUCAAGCUUAUGAGAUGCGAUGCAAGUGUAAGCCACUUUGACAUUAUUGUUCUUUAUUUUUAUUUUUUAUAAAUGUCUAAUUAUAUUGUCAAUGAGGGAAUUUUAAUCACUGCUAUGCUGAAAUUAUAACUAAUAUUGAUACUGUUGUUGAUAAUAUUCAUUUUUGUUUCACUACUUUUGGUUUGUUCUGUGUCGUGUUUGUGUCUCCUCUCAAUUGCUCUGUUUAUUGCAGAUCUGAGUGUUGCUGGGCCAGGUUUGGUUUUGUAAUUGGAUUGCAUUGUUAUGGUAUUGCUGUGUAGUGGUUUGUUGGUUUGAUUAAAAAAAAAAUGAAUACAAAAAAUUGUUUUUUUAAAAAAUUAGAAUCGAUUCUGAAUCGCACGACGUAUUUGAUUCGAUUCAAUUUCGAAUCAAUUUUUCCCACACCCCUAAUGCCUUACCACCGUAGGCUUCUACAGAGAGGGUGUCAUCAAGCUGCCCCUCACCAGUCUCACAGAGGAGUUCGAGUGUGCAAAAAACUAGACUCCAGAUGACACUGAAUGAAUCCAGAGACUUAGUAGGGAGCAACAAUGCACCGCCCUUGGUGACAGGGCGCAAAUGGAGACCAGCCAAAGCCGUGGAGGCCGCAACAACAGACCUCAGACAUGCUGACAUUGUGGGCUAUGUACAGCAAGGAAGAGGAGGCUUUGGGCUAACAGCUACCCGCCCAGCUUGGAGUAAGGCCACAGCACCAGAACGGAGAAACCAGAACGGAGAAAGAUGGUGAUGGACCACGUACGCCGCCAGGAGGAGGCUGCAAGCUGGGCCAAAGCAGUGUCUCUGGGCAAACAGGGUCAGUGGACGAGAUGGGACAGUGUGGAGAGGAGGAAAAUCAGCUGUAAAGGACAUGAGGGCCAUGGAAGUGAGGCAGUUGAGCUUGGUCAUCAAAGAGACAUAUGACAUCCUUCCAACAUCAGUUAAUCUUCACCAGUGGUUCAGCGAAGAACCGGUGUGUGCCCUUUGUUCCAUGCCAGCCACUCUCAAGCACAUUCUCACAGGGUGCAAAACCAGUCUCACCACUUACCAGAGGGAACAAGAUAGCUCUUUUUUCAAAAAUCAUCAUAAAUCAAAAAGGCAAUCCGAAGAAAGAAAAGAAAUGCCUUGACCCUGAUUCGGCCCUGGGUUGCUGCGGCCAAAACACAAAGUAUUAACCACUAUACGAUCACGGCUGUGACAAACCAGCCUGAUUUAUAAUGUGUUUGCUUCUUUGAUGUCUAAUGUUAAACAAUCUAUUAAAGUGACAUUCUGUUUGAACAACA
Molecule: messenger RNA, 4860 nt
Organism: Nerophis ophidion (straightnose pipefish)
Lineage: Eukaryota; Metazoa; Chordata; Actinopteri; Syngnathiformes; Syngnathidae
Product: gastrula zinc finger protein XlCGF57.1-like
Exons: 3
Coding region: 133-1617 (494 amino acids)
Biological process (GO): regulation of transcription by RNA polymerase II
Molecular function (GO): RNA polymerase II cis-regulatory region sequence-specific DNA binding; DNA-binding transcription factor activity
Source: RefSeq, a predicted model, not a curated record